AUGGAGUGCAAAGUCGACGUAGGUUUGACUGGAAAACACAUAAAAGGCGAUAGAAAGACAGAACUGACCAUCAAAUACACGGACAUGCCUGAGAAGAUGAAAGAGACGGUCAUAUCUCUCGGUCACAGGGCUUUGGGGAGGUUUCAAACAGAAAUUGACAUCGCUACUUACAUAAAGGACUACAUGGACAAGACUUACAGGGGUGGAAGAUGGCACGCGUUUGUCGGAAGAAAUAUUAAAGUCUGCUGUAGCUACGAAAACGGAAAGUUCAUACAUUUCUUUAUUGGAGAUUUGGCAUUUAUAAUCUUCAGAACGGAGUAUACCCAAUGA
Cimex lectularius (bed bug) is the source of this 330-nucleotide messenger RNA. RefSeq names its product dynein light chain 1, cytoplasmic-like. Gene Ontology annotation, biological process: microtubule-based process. Gene Ontology annotation, molecular function: dynein light intermediate chain binding; dynein intermediate chain binding. The transcript has a single exon. Lineage: Eukaryota; Metazoa; Arthropoda; Insecta; Hemiptera; Cimicidae. The coding region runs from base 1 to 330 and encodes 109 amino acids. Gene Ontology annotation, cellular component: dynein complex. The record is from RefSeq and is a predicted model, not a curated record.